UCGGUGCACGCGCAGUUGUUGAUGGCUAUUUGCCCAUCUCAACAACUAAGCCCAAACACGGUCCACAACCGCAGAAAUUGGCACAGCUUAUGCGAUCAUAAACUGCAGAAGAUAGAAAUUGGAAGAAGGGAAAAGUCUAACAUCGGCGAUGAACCCCCACUUAUAAAUCGGAAAAUUCCAAUAUCACCGACCAGUUUUUCCCUCUCCCUCUGAUACAUCUUGAACGCCUCUAGCUUCACUUCAAUGGAGAAAGGCAAAUCUCCAGCGACCACCGUUGCAGCUUCUCUCCAAAAUCUCGUUCUUAAUUCCACCGCCGCCUCCGCCUCCGCCUCUUUCCUUUUCCCAGUCUUUCCAUCUAAAAGAACAAAGCCUCCUGGUUUAGUCAGCUUAUGCAUUGCUGUCAUCGGGAAGCAUUUGGAGGAUCUCAUCCCUGAGUUGGGCGAGAUUGCUAUCAGUUUCCCAGCACAUAUUAAGAUGUCAAUUGCUGCAGUUGCUAGGAGAAGAAAGCUUCUAAAUGAUGAUGUAAUAAUCUCUCUUGCUGAUGGCACUUGGGAAGUCCUUGACAUUUCUGGUUCAGAUGUCUCAGAUUUCGGUCUUGCAAAAGUGGCAGAGAUGUGUGGAUAUUUGCGAGCAGUGAAUAUAAGCCAAUGCAGCAGAAUUACUUCUAAUGGUGUCUCUCAACUGGCGCAGCACUGUCAAUCUUUGGAGAUAUUAAGAUGUGGAGGGUGUCCUCAGAGUGAUUACACUGCAAGAAGAUGCCUGCACUUAUUUAAACCAGACCUGAACAAUUUGGAAGGAGAUUCGUGGGAGGAACUUGAUGCAACAGAGAUCACUCGUGGUGGACAAUCCCUGCGGUGGCUUGUGUGGCCAAACAUAGAUCCUGAUUCUUUGGCGAAUUUCUCCUCUGAAUGCCCCCGCGUUAUUGUUAACCCGCGGCCUUCACCCUUUGACUUCAAGGGAGUUGCUGUCCCUAGAGAAGCGCUGCCAGAUACAGUUUUGGAUGGUCAUGCUGUUGAGGAUAUUGACCCCACUACAUGGGCAUCGUGUAGACCAAUAAGAAGGAUUUUACCACCCGUUUCAAAUCCCAGCGAGUUGUCCGUGGCUGAAAAGUUUAGGUUAGCAUUUGUAGAGAGAGAUACAAGGUUGGCUCCUAAACGAGCCAAGAAUGCGAGGCAACGUCAGCGUCGUGCAGAGAGAGAGUGGAUGAUGACCUCAGAAGCUAAAGCUAUAGAUCUUGCUUCACGGGCAAACAAAUCCUUACUUUGAUACUAAAGUAGCAUUGCAGUUAUGUUUGGUGGCCUCCUAUUUAAACCACUGAGUUCAAUUGUAAAGUAAUAUUUAAGAACACAGGGGAAGUAUUUGAUCAAUAUGUUCAUUCGUAAUGGUAGACUUUUGCAGAUGAAGUUACAGCUGGGGGAGAUUAUGUAAUGUUAGAUGCCAAUGUACAUGAUAAAGAGUACACAAUAGUUCCUUAGCUUGUACUCCGUAUGUUGUACGUAGGAAAAAUUGAUGGGAAUAAGUUAAUUUUAGACCGUCUGUAAAAAAAAUAAGUCUACCUUUUUAUUAUACCUGAGUCAAUCUUUAUACCCCUUAAAUUUUAAAUAAGUCAGAUGAUCAGUGACUUGUAUUUUUUGUCAACA
Molecule: messenger RNA, 1640 nt
Organism: Spinacia oleracea (spinach)
Lineage: Eukaryota; Viridiplantae; Streptophyta; Magnoliopsida; Caryophyllales; Amaranthaceae
Exons: 6
Coding region: 244-1266 (340 amino acids)
Source: RefSeq, a predicted model, not a curated record